AUGUUAGCUAUCCGAAAACAUUUUUUUAACGUGAAUGAAAUAUUUGAGCUUUCUAUCAAAGACUUUGAUAAGCAGUGGAUUCUUGUCAAUAAUAUUUGGACAAGAUUUAAUGGAUACAAAUUAGACAAUAGUGAUGAGUGUAAAACUUUCGUUUGUAGGCUUUUAAAGCCUAAAGAAUCAAGCAGAAGAAAGGAAAACAUUCCUUCUGAAAAACUUUGUGCUAAAAUUAGAAUAACAUGGUUAGCGGUCUCAAAUACGGUUAGAAUUGAAAGGGUAAGUGGUACUCCUGAUCAUAGCCACUCAAUAGAAGAAAAUGAUAUGU
Molecule: messenger RNA, 322 nt
Organism: Racocetra persica
Lineage: Eukaryota; Fungi; Glomeromycota; Glomeromycetes; Diversisporales; Gigasporaceae
Source: the annotation of a GenBank genome assembly